Molecule: messenger RNA, 5085 nt
Organism: Passer montanus (Eurasian tree sparrow)
Lineage: Eukaryota; Metazoa; Chordata; Aves; Passeriformes; Passeridae
Gene: B4GALNT3
Product: beta-1,4-N-acetyl-galactosaminyltransferase 3
Exons: 20
Coding region: 395-3253 (952 amino acids)
Cellular component (GO): Golgi cisterna membrane
Molecular function (GO): acetylgalactosaminyltransferase activity
Source: RefSeq, a predicted model, not a curated record
ACUAUUAUUUCCCAUCAGAAGAAUUGCAGCACCUGUACUUCACUUUGUGUUGCUUCAGGAGGCCAGGGAAUUUGAUGCUGAGCUCCAUUGCUGUGGCAAUUUUACGUGCACUUCAUUACCCUGGGUGGCCUGUGUGGGGCUGGUCUGUAAUGAACAUCCAGUUGCAGCUCCUGCCUCUCUGCUCUGAACCAGAGGAGGCCACCGUGCGAAGUGGAGAUGAGGAUAUGAAAGCUGGAGGGAGCUUGCUAGGGUUCUGUCAGACACCAGUGUGCCAGGUGGGGACACAAGCCUUCAGCUGGACUAUCCACAGAAGCUGGGACACCAGAUCCAAGAGCUGCAAAUAGGUGGGAGGAAUAAAUCAAAUGACGCAGCUGUUGACAGACCUGUCCCAUGGAUGCCAGAGUUCCAGGGCCAGGCCAACCUGCACGUGUUUGAGGACUGGUGUGGCAGCUCCAUCGAGCAGCUCAGGAGAAACCUCCACUUCCCUCUCUUCCCUCACACAAGAACUAUGCUGAAGAAGUUGGCCGUGUCCCCAAAAUGGACCAACUAUGGUCUCCGGAUAUUUGGCUACCUUCACCCUUUCACUGAUGGGGAGUUUCAGUUUGCCAUUGCUGCAGAUGACAACGCUGAGUUCUGGCUGAGUCCAGAUGAAAAGCCCUCUGGUCUCCAGCUGCUGGCCAGCGUAGGCAAGACGGGGAAGGAGUGGACCGCACCAGGAGAGUUUGGGAAAUUUCACAGCCAGAAGUCAAACAUGGUGAGGUUGUCACGGGAGGGCAGGUACUACUUUGAGGUGCUGCACAAGCAGGAUGACAGAGGAACGGACCAUGUGGAAGUAGCAUGGAGACUGAAUGAUCCAGAAGCGAAGUUCAAAGUCAUUGACUCCCAAUAUCUCUCCCUUUUUGCUAACGAGACACUUCUGAAGAUGGAUGAGGUUGGGCACAUCCCGCAGACACUGGCCACUCGCAGGAGCUGGGCUGCUGACAGCCCUGGCAGCGCAGUGCACCCAGCUGACAUGUUGAAGCCUGACCCCCGGGACACUCUUUAUGAAGUGCCUCUGCUCAGCAAGUCUCGUGUGCGCCGGGCCCUGCCGGACUGCCCCUACAAGCCCAGCUACCUGGUCAAUGGAUUUCCUCUGCAGCGCUACCAGGGGCUCCAGUUCGUUCAUUUAUCCUUUGUUUAUCCAAAUGAUUACAGCCGCCUGAGCCACAUGGAGAAAGACAACAAAUGCUUUUACCAGGAAAACCCUUAUUAUUUGGAAAGAUUUGGAUUUUACAAGUACAUGAAAAUGGAUCGGCCAGAGAAGAGCCUGGACUCUGGAGAAAAGACAGAGCAACCAGGCUCCCAGGAGGGGAACCUGGAUGACCUGCAGUACGAGGAGCAGGAUGUGGAGAGCACCAGUGCCCCUGAACUCGCUGGCACAGGGAGGGCAGGGCCAGCAGGCAAGGCUCCCAGCAGCGUGUUGGACACUGACAAUAUCCACGAGGACUAUUCCCUCCGGGAGCGCCGCCGCCUCCUCUCCGUCAUGGGUGAUGAUGCGGGAGAGGAGGUAUGGAGGAGGAGGACAAAAAGGUCUGGUAUCAAAUCAGCCAUGCUGGCCUCUACCAACCAAAACCUCAGCCUGACUGGCCUAGAGGGAAAUCCAGUAACGAAGAGACCCCGUUUAAAAGCUGGCGUCAAAGACAAUUCCAGGAGUCCUCCGCAGCAUGCCAGGGCCAUCCAGGGAAGAGUGCCUCUCAGAAGGACAAUCCCUCCUUCUAGGACUGUGUCUGAAAGGCAGCAAUCUCUUGGCCACCCCAGGGACUCGGGGGUCACAGUUCCCAACAGGCUAGGACCUCGAGGAGACCUCAGCACCACAAAGGACAGGCUGCAGCCAGCAGGCACCGUGCCAGCCAGGAAAGGAGGCCCAGUCUUUGGCAAAGCCAGGAGGCAGGCAGUGAGUGCUGCCAGCCCCAGCCAGCAGCCCGGGCUGCCACAGUGGCUGAGCCAGGUGCAGUCCUACGUUGCUGAGCAGAAGGUGGCCAACAAUGGGGAUGUGGGUGAAGGAGAGGCACAGGUGGCAUCUCCUUUGAAGGGCAAGUCUGGGGGAGUAGCAGAGGAGGAAGAGGUGGAUGGGGAGCCAGAGGAGGAAGAUGAGGAGGAUUUUGAUUACGUACCAGUGUUUGACCAGGCAGUCAACUGGGAGCAGACCUUCAGCAUGAGCAACCUGGACUUCCAUAUGCUGCGCACAGACUGGAUUGACCUGAAGUGCAACACCUCGGGAAAUUUGCUGCUAAGAGAAAGGGAGGCCCUGGAAGUUACACGUGUCUUCCUGAGGAAACUCAACCAGAGGAGUAAAGGGCGCUUCCAGCUGCAGCGCAUCGUGAACGUGGAGAAGCGGCAGGACCGCAUGCGGGGCAGCCGCUACCUGCUGGAGCUGGAGCUGCUGGAGCAGGGCCAGCGGCGCGUCCGCCUCUCCGAGUACGUCUUCGCGCGGGGCUGGCAGGGCAGCGGCAGCCACGAGGAGGACGAGAGGAGGAUGAGGAACCUGGUGUGGGGCCGCCGGCGGCGCCUGAUGGCCGCGGCCAGCGAGCCAGAGCUGUGCUGGCCCCAGGGGUUUUCCUGGAACCACCAGGCCGUGGUGCACUUCGUGGUGCCAGUGAAGAACCAGGCACGUUGGGUACUGCAGUUCAUCUCUGACAUGGAAGAGCUGUUCCGAGUCACCAAGGAUCCCCACUUCAGUGUCAUCAUCACAGACUACAGCAGCGAUGACAUGGAUGUGGAGAAGGCUCUGAAAAGAUCUACCUUGCACAGCUAUCAGUACCUGAAGCUGACAGGGAAUUUUGAGCGUUCUGCUGGGCUGCAGGCGGGGAUAGACCUCAUAACGGACCCGCACAGCAUUGUCUUCCUGUGUGACCUGCACAUCCACUUCCCAGCUGGAGUCAUUGAUUCAAUCAGGAAGCACUGCGUGGAAGGCAAGAUGGCCUUUGCACCCAUGGUCAUGAGGCUGCACUGUGGGAUGUCCCCACAGUGGCCCGAUGGCUACUGGGAGGUGAAUGGGUUUGGUCUCCUGGGCAUAUACAAGUCUGACCUGGACAAAAUUGGAGGCAUGAACACAAAAGAGUUUCGGGACCGCUGGGGAGGAGAGGACUGGGAGCUCCUUGACAGGAUCUUACAGGCUGGGCUGGAAGUGGAGCGUCUCUCCCUGAGGAACUUCUUCCACUGGUUUCACUCAAAGCGGGGCAUGUGGAACCGGCGCCAGCUGAAGACAGCGUAGCCUUCAACCCCAGAGCUGUUUGGCAGCGCUGUCCACCAUCUCAUCCAGAUGUGCACUUUACUGGGGCAUGCAGCCAAGUGCCCAAACUCUUCCAAUGCCUCCAGAGACCUGUGGUGGCGUGGCACAGCUGAGGAAGGGGUGAUCAGGCUAGUGGAGAGGGAGCUUCUCUUGUCAGCCGCUGCAUGUGAGACACGGGAUCCGCGUGUGGCUGGGAAGGCAUGCAGCAGAGGUGUCAAGGGAAGCACUUGUAUUUCCUGCCAUGCAGUCUGGUGGAAGGUACAGUGGGAGAGGUGCCCUGUUUCCUGUUGAGUCUUGCACCAAACAGACACAAAUCCCAGCUAAGCCUAGAAUGGUUUGUUUAGAGCAGUGCGGCUUCUCUUUCAAAACUUGAAUGGAAAAAAAAAUAGCAAAGAACUCACAACCGUCCCUAUUUCCUCUCCUUUGCCAUCUCUCCAGGACCCAUUAUUUUGGACAGGAGACCAAAGUUCUCUGAUCUGUAUUGCACCCACAUGCCCAUGUGCUGACUUAAGGAAAUCUGGAUGCAGAGGAGCUCCUAAGCACUUUAGGCUGCUGGUGCUUAGAUGUUUCUCUGUGCUUUUCAGUUUGGUCAUUAUGAAAAAUUGUGUUGAGCAAAUUAUGGGCUGUGGAUGGAGUUGCAAAUACAUUUCCCUUACAGGAGCCACGUUUGCCUGUAGCUGGGUGAGCUGGCAAGGGUGAUGUGACAAUUCCACCUGAAUUAUUGACACACUGCCUGAGGGUAGUGGAGGGUCUAUACAGAGAAGCUAACAGAGCAUCUCAGGAGGAACUUUGCAGCCUUAUCUGACAGACAUGUGUUUGUCCUAGCAAUAUCAGGGAAACCCUAACAGGGAAGAAGUGGCAAUAUUUUAUUAGUUGAAGUAUUGUGAUUUGUCAGAAGAGGAGACAGUCUUCUGCUCUCAAAAUCCUGUACAUUUAUGCAGCAUCUAAAAGUUAAUUUAAUAAGUUAUGGCCUCACAGUUUUGUCUUGUCAUAGUUUGACUCUUAAGUAUAGAGCAGGCUUCUUGGUUGGAGAACCAACACAGCCGUUGGUGCUUCAUCUCUGGAACAGCCUGGCAGCUCUGGCCUGGUACAGAGGAGGUGGCCUCAGGUCUUGGCACAUGAACUGGGUGUAGCAAACAGUGAGGACAGAAGAGCAUUGAGUGAAUAAAAGGAUGGGCAAACCCAUGCUGUCAUUGAUGGAAGAACAGCUGGCCUGGUGCUACAGGGAAGUCUCAUCCCCUAAAACUCUUGUUAAUGUAAGGCAAGAUUUUUUUACCCUGUAACCAUUUUAGAAGGCUAUUUAAACCCAGAAAUCUCAGCUCACUCAGGGCUGUACAGCUUCAGUGUCUCCAAAUAUGCUGAAAAGUGCUCAAGCUUGAGGGGAGAGUGUGACAUAGGAUGCUGCUCAUGGUGCCCAGUUCUGUGGGGAGUUCUGGGAAGGAGUAAUGGAUGUAUGCAGAAUACAAGCAAAGCUGACUGGUACUAGACUUUUCUGCUCUUUGCUGAUGGAGUAGAUGCCAAUUCAGAAUUGGCAUUAAUUUAUUACUGUGUCUGUGGUUCUUGAUGAGUCCAUCAAGUUCCGCCAUUGCAGUAGAAAAUUGAACAUGCAAGUUCUGGCACGUGAGAUAGAAAUCAUGUCAAAUCAUCUGUUUGCAUCAGUCUGACUUUUGUGAGUGAUGGAUUUAGAAAAAGUCAACCAGAUACCAGAAAGUUCUGCUGUGCAGUGUGGAGCUGUGGUGAGAAGUAGACAGGAGAUGGCUGUGUCUGUGAAUCCAUGGAGACACUGAAUAUCCCAGAAGAGGCAGCCUUAGCCA